CCACAUCCGCUGAGCCACCCCACGCGGCCUGCAACCGUGCAGAAGGCCUCGGUCCCGAUUCUCGCCUUGCCCACCAGCAGCCCACCACCAGUGGCUACACGGCCCCUAGCGAUGGCGCCAAUGGCUCGUUGUCGGUCAAUUAGUGCGCAAAUGCCACAUCCGCUGAGCCACCCCACGCAGCCUGCAACCGUGCAGAAGGCCUCGGUCCCGAUUCUCGCCUUGCCCACCAGCAGCCCACCACCACCUGCAACCGUGCAGAAGGCCUCGGUCCCGAUUCUCGCCUUGCCCACCAGCAGCCCACCACCUGUGGCUACACGGCCUCUAGUGAUGGCGCCAAUGGCUCGUUGUCGGUCAAUUAGAGCACAAAUGGUAUCGCCAUGGCCAGCCACUUCCGCUGAGCCACCCCAC
This is a messenger RNA of Phytophthora sojae, 408 nucleotides long. RefSeq lists its product as hypothetical. The record is from RefSeq and is a predicted model, not a curated record. NCBI's taxonomy places the organism in Eukaryota, Oomycota, Peronosporomycetes, Peronosporales, Peronosporaceae. The annotation marks the transcript as partial. The transcript is spliced from 3 exons.